CGACACGGCGAUAUCAGCCUCCGCCGGUCCCUAUUAAGAACGAGAGCCAAGCUGCCAUAGGAGCUUUGCAAUCGACAAGAAGCAUCGCGCGCAAGCCUUUACCUGAGGCUCCGUCCCCGUGGAUGCUCCAACGAUCCCAAACGGACCCCACUCAGCCUCCUCUCAUUGCAGGGGGCAAUGGUGCUGCUGCACCCUCCGAUCCCGUGCCCAUCAACGAUUAUGCGGGACCACGGAGGACACGGCCAAAUCCAUCGGCCAACUAUGCAGAAAGGAGGCGUUCCCGGUCGAUGGAUGGGCUUAUGGGCAUGCAUUCGGAAGUCGCAAGAAGCGGCCAGGCCAAUCUCAGCUCCAGCGAGCUCAGACGGGAAGACUCGUUUGAGCGGACGGGCCCUGCAAGCUCGAUCCCCGCGCAGAGAUAUACGGCAUGGAAUCCGGCGGCAUCUGCCUCCUUCCAGCGAAGCAGGAGCAGUCUGACACCGGAGCAAAUGGCGCAAAUGGGAGCACAGAGGGCUCACCAAGCGCACCACGCCGCGCGUGAACAGUCGCCGGCGCAAGAGAACGCUGCUCGCAGCCGGUCCACAGGCAGGCGCAGGCUGUUGAAAGAACGGCCGCUCUCUCGCAACCUGUCGAGUCCGGACGGCGAGCGGCGCUAUGCAUCCAGGACCCCGCCGGCGCAACUGCAGGCGAGAGCCGCCCCGCCCGCCGCGUAUGCGCAAAACGCUCCGCCGUAUUAUUAUCAGCAGCAGGCGUAUGGAUCGAGUUGGCAGCAGCAGCAACAGCAGCAACAGCAACAGCAACAAUAUGGGAGUUGAUGAGCCAAGAAAUGGAUGUAGCGAUAUGAGAUAAGCACCAAAUACAAGUCAUAGAAGCAAGCGAGCGUACAUGUAGAUAAAAGUGGAACGAGGCACGGGAAAAGGGGUUGUGCUCGUUUCUGCUCAGAUUGUCCCAUAUGCCUUUUCACAUUGAGGAUUCUUAAGUCAAGUCGGAUCUAAGGCACUACUUCCCAAUCUUGGGAGGAGUCGUUGGCCCUGUGUGAGGAACUGCUGGCGCAUCGUCGCCGUAGCCGUCUAUCUCGAGCCAGGCAAAUGGGUCCGGCAUGGAUAAUAUGCGUGAAAGUGGGUAGAGUCGUAAUGCCUCUCGACAUCCCUCU
Molecule: messenger RNA, 1150 nt
Organism: Neohortaea acidophila
Lineage: Eukaryota; Fungi; Ascomycota; Dothideomycetes; Mycosphaerellales; Teratosphaeriaceae
Exons: 2
Coding region: 123-812 (229 amino acids)
Source: RefSeq, a predicted model, not a curated record